AUGGGUAAUUCUAUGAUGGAUUUCUUUGUCCGUGAGACCCGUGCUAGUGUGGAAGGUACCUUGGCCAUUAUUAGAUUUGGCUCAUGUGGCACAUUAUCACAUUUAGCACCCCCUGGUGCUGUCAUUGUACCCUCUGGUGGUUACUGUAUCAGACGUAAUAUUGACUACUUUGCCGAUGAACCUGUGUACCCUGAACUCAAGGAUAAACCCUACCUCUUUUCCGGGAAUUUCAAGGCUGACGAAGGCAUGAAAGAGAUUUUAGUCAAGACACUUGAAGCGGCACUGGCGCCUGUGGAGGCUGAAAACGAGUAUGUAGGUCCUGUAUUGACUGGUGGACUUAAUGCCGAUGGUUGCUCCUUCUACUCUUCUCAAGGUCGCUUGGACCCUGACUUCUGGGAUGACAAUGAAAGCUUGCUCAAGGAUAUUGUUCUCAAGUACCCCAAGACUCAUUCCAUUGAAAUGGAGACAUCCAUGCUAUUCCAUCUUGCUCGUUGUGCUCGCGAUCCUACCAAGCCUAUCAAAGCUGCUGGAUGUAUGCAAGUCUUUGCUGACCGUCUUGCCAAUUCUUUUAUCCGUCCUGAAAUUGUUGCUGUUUUGGAACCUCUUGUUGGCAAGGCCUGUUUGGACGCAUUGAUUCAAGUGGAAGUGGAAAAUGAGAUGUCAGUAGAGGGAACUGUAUGGGAGCCUGUCAGUCAGCGUACAGCUCAAGAGUAG
Messenger RNA from Mucor velutinosus, 714 nucleotides. RefSeq lists its product as uncharacterized. The record is from RefSeq and is a predicted model, not a curated record. Gene Ontology annotation, cellular component: cytosol. Gene Ontology annotation, molecular function: uridine phosphorylase activity. The transcript has a single exon. NCBI's taxonomy places the organism in Eukaryota, Fungi, Mucoromycota, Mucoromycetes, Mucorales, Mucoraceae. Bases 1 to 714 code for a protein of 237 amino acids. Gene Ontology annotation, biological process: uridine catabolic process.